CUCUCUCUCUCUCUCUCUCGUGAGUUCUGCAGCAGGUCUCGCGGCUGUGAAGUGAAGUUUCGCACCCGCGUUCAGAACAGUGACAAGCAAUCUUCAACAUGUCUUCUGGAAACGCUAAGAUCGGUCAGCCUGCUCCUCAGUUCAAGGCCACAGCUGUGGUAGACGGACAGUUUAAAGACAUUCAGCUCUCUGACUACAGAGGGAAGUAUGUCGUGUUGUUCUUCUAUCCACUUGAUUUCACCUUUGUGUGUCCCACCGAGAUUAUCGCGUUCAGUGAACGGGCCGCUGAGCUCCGUAAAAUCGGCUGCGAGGUCAUCGCUGCUUCCACCGACUCUCAUUUCAGCCAUUUGGCAUGGAUCAACACACCCAGGAAGCAGGGAGGCCUCGGCUCCAUGAACAUCCCGCUGGUGGCUGACCUGACUCAGUCCAUCUCCCGCGAUUACGGCGUCCUGAAAGAGGACGAAGGCAUCGCCUACAGAGGUCUGUUUGUGAUUGACGAUAAAGGCAUCUUGAGGCAGAUCACCAUCAAUGACCUGCCGGUGGGUCGCUCGGUAGACGAGACGCAGAGACUGGUGCAGGCCUUCCAGCACACCGACAAAUAUGGAGAAGUUUGUCCUGCUGGAUGGAAACCAGGAAGUGACGCUAUUGUUCCAGAUGUGCAGAAGAGCAAGGAGUUCUUCUCCAAGCAGUAACAGUCCUGCCGUAUUUCCCGGAUCGUGCUCCCGUUCAGUGGGACGCUAGAGCACUUAACCUUAGCCUGAGAGUUCUUGAAAAGUUGUCUAAGCCAACGUAACAAACUCUUUGCAGUUUAAAUGCACUUGUUAGACCGAUUUCUUUUCUUUUCCAUUGUCUGAAGAAGCUGUUGCAGUUAGCAUCUCCCAUGCACUGAAAUAUCUGUAGUUUGUUUUCAACUCUAGUUUAUCGGUAUUACAUAUUUAGUACUCAAUGAACAUUUGAUUCAUUUUGAUAACAUUUUGAAAGUUGUUUAACAUUCUGGUGGUCAUCAAUAUCUGUGAAAUAAACGGGCUGUUAUUGUGUGA
This is a messenger RNA of Sinocyclocheilus grahami, 1040 nucleotides long. Its product is annotated as peroxiredoxin-1-like. The record is from RefSeq and is a predicted model, not a curated record. Bases 99 to 692 code for a protein of 197 amino acids. Gene Ontology annotation, molecular function: thioredoxin peroxidase activity. The transcript has 6 exons. Gene Ontology annotation, cellular component: cytosol. Gene Ontology annotation, biological process: leukocyte activation; cellular response to stress; removal of superoxide radicals. Lineage: Eukaryota; Metazoa; Chordata; Actinopteri; Cypriniformes; Cyprinidae.